Molecule: messenger RNA, 6040 nt
Organism: Danio aesculapii
Lineage: Eukaryota; Metazoa; Chordata; Actinopteri; Cypriniformes; Danionidae
Product: protein LBH
Exons: 4
Coding region: 201-551 (116 amino acids)
Source: RefSeq, a predicted model, not a curated record
ACAUGUAAAUGAAUGACGUUGAUACUAAAGGGGAUGAGCAGGAGGACUACACUACAGCAUUCAACAGUAACUUUCCGCUGCAGGUCAGAUGCGCGCUCGAACUGGACGGACUGAUGAGUGAACGGAAGCUGUGAGAGAAGAAGGAAGGAGAUACUCAAUAUAAUAAUCAUCAUCACGCUUCGGGAGACAAGGAGUCAAGAAUGACAGAUAUAAUGAACAAUCCAGAACACAGUCGAGAAGACUUCACUGUGAGUGACAGCGGAGAGCAAGGCGUUUCAUUGCAGAUUUUUCCAGACACACAGGAACGCCACCCCAAGCUGUCCAAGCGUGUGCCCUCCAUCGUGGUGGAUCCCACAGAUGGAGGAGAGGUGGAGAGCGGAGAGUUACGCUGGCCUCCGGAUGACCACAUGACCACAGAGCCUUCAGGCCAAACACGCACACCAUCUCAAGAGAUCGCAUCUGCCUCCCAAACCCAGAUCUCACACAGCAAGAGUGCAGAUGAAGCCAAGUGCAGCAGCCUGGAAACAUCAGGGGCAGCUGAGCGUAACUGAAAUUUUUAUAAAUAUGUUGUUGCGAGUCUGUCAUUAUCACAAGUCUGAGUUCUCACAAAGUGUUCACACUUAGAAAGAAAGACACAAACACACUGACAAGCAGCCAAUCUGCCAGGAAGGUGCAAAUAAGAUCAGAGCUCGCGAUGCUAUAUCUGAUCACCCUUUGUAAAGCGCUCGAGGCUUUAAAAAAAGACUUCUCGAAAGUCUUUCGUACUUUUACAAAUGAAGCUCUUGUUACAUUUUAGCUGUGGCUUUAACGACAGUCUCACGUUGCCUUUAAGUUUUAAAGCCUAAAUUAUUAAAUUAGGAAGCUGUUACUUUAUCUUCAUACACUGCGGUUAGUUACUUUAGUUUUUAAAAAGUGAGUAAAUGUGUUGCCUUAAAAGCAACAAGUUGGUUUAACAUUGCACGGUGGCUCACUGGUUAGCACUGUCACCUCACAGCAGGAAGGUCACUAGUUCGAGUCCCAGCUAGACGGUUUCCACCGCAGUCAAGAUACUGUAUGCGCUAUAGGUGAAUUGAGUAUUCUAAAUUGGCCGUAGUGUAUGAGUUUGUGUGUGAAUGAGUGUGUAUGGAUUGCAGCCGGAAGGGCAUCCGCUGUGUAAAACAUAUGCUGGAUAAAUUGGUGGUUCAUUCUGCUGUGCCGAAUAAAGGGACUAAGCCGAAAAAAAUUCAUGAAUAAAUUGGCCGUAGUGUUUGUGUGUCAAUGAGUGUGUUUGGGUUUCCCAGUACUGGGUUGCGGCUGGAAGGACAUCCGCUGUGUAAAACAUGUGCUGGAAUAAUUGCCAGUUCAUUUCCCUGUGGCGACUUCUGAAAUAGAGACUAAGCCGAAGAAAAAUGAAUGAAUGAAUGAAAAAAGUCAUUAAACACAUUGGCUUAACUUUUAUAAUAAUGCACAUAGUUUGUUUGCUUAAAAGUUAUCAUAGAUAUUUACAUUAGAUGUCACCUACACUAUUGUUGUCUAUUGGAAGGAAUGCGUCAAUUGAGCUGCCAUUUUAGUACAGGUAGCGCUCCUUUGAAAUGAAUGUGGGGUAAGCAUAGGCCUGUAUAAGAUUCUGACGGUAUGAUAACCUUGGAUAAAAAUAUCAGUUUCACGGUAUCACGGUAUUGCGAUUUACUGCCCUAAAAUAUCUUCGUUUUGAAUGUCUGGGAAGAAAACAAAAACUUUUUUCUCCCCUUUGAACACAAAACAUUUUAUUUUGUGAAAGAUUUUAAAUAUUUUGGAGCAGUAAACAUGUCAGGCUAAAUAAUUCAAAUGAAUCAUAGAAUUCUGCUGUCUUCAUUUGUUUCAAAAACACUGAUUUCUUUACAAUUUAAAACAGCAUCUUUGGAUAUCUUUUCUGCUGGAGAUACUGUUGUCCUAAAAACAAAAUGUAAAAAAAAAAUCUUACACAUACCUUAGGUAUUACAAAAAAUGUUGGCGGUUUUAAAACCUUGACUUUUCCAAACCGCGCUAUACCUUGAAAAUGGUUAUCAUCCCAUGUGGGAACAAGGUGUAGUGGAGGAAUGGCCAUCGGAGCCCAAGAUAUGUAAACAUUUAGACAUAUAUCUAUGAUCGGGAGUUUUCCCGGUGGUCAGUAUGCAAAUAUUUUUUUUAAAUUACGAAAAUUAUCAUUUUACAUCACUUUUCUACAUCGAUGGAUAAAAGAUCGCACAGGCUUUGCCGACAAAGAGCGUGUGUUUGUGUGCAUGGAAAUGUAUUAUCUAAUCUGUGUCCUAAAACACACCCCCGUCCUGCUUUCACUUCUAAUUUUAAUCGAGGGAGCGGUUCGUUUGUGAAUGAAUCCCUGUUAUGAACGUCUCGUUCACUUAGCCGACAAAAACAAGUUUCUGGAACUGCAGCAUCGUGUUGUCAUAUUUCAUUUACAUUGUUUGCUGAUUUUAUUCAACAAAAAUAGCAUAAGCACAGUAUUUAGUGCGAGUUGGUGCUACUUUGCCUUAGGAUCAGUGCAGUAAGUGACUGUAUUAUCUUCAAUAACGUUACUUGUUGAGCACAAAAGUUCGCAACAUACAAAAACGUAAAAUUCUUACCUAUGAAAUAUUAUGCCUUUGUGCUUUGUUUUCUUUGUUUGCUCAUUACUACACCCGUACACAGCACUAAAGUCCAGCAUAUUGGAUUUAGUCUCGACAAGUGCGGUUGAAUGACUUUUGUCCUGGGAGCACUGUACAAAUGUGGCGGCGCUAUUGACGCAUGGGCCUGCAUGCAGUAUCUAGUGUAAAUAUCUUUGAAAAGUUAUAAGGCAAUAGGUUUACUCUCUUUUUUAAGUAAAGUUAUAAGGCAAUGGGUUUACUCUCUUUUUUAAGUAAAGUUAUAAGGCAAUGGGUUUACUCUCUUUUUUUAAGUAAAGUCAACUAAUCACUUUUUACAGUGUAUGCGUGAGAUUAUCAUGUGAAUGACACAACAACAAAACAAUUCUAUGGGCUUUUUUUAAGUUGGUUAAUAUGAAUGUAUAAAAAAAGUCAUGUAUAAAUGUAUAAAGAACUCUUCCAUGUUUAGAGGUGUACAGUUAUUCAAACAAUUUAUCUUUAUUAACUAUCUAAUUGUAUUAGUCACCUUACUACUACAAUCAGCUGUUAAUGGAUGUAAAAUGUGAAAUGUUCUUUUUUAUUUAUUCAUUUUUUUUAAUUACUGUACUUGUGUGACAAAACAAACCACAGUGUGAUAUUGUGUUUGCGGGAGAAGUGAAACUAACGCAGCAGUGUGGGAACUUGCCGGGUCAAUUAUAUACACUUGUUCAUUUGGUGGAUGAUUUUAUUCAAAAAUGUUGCUUUCAAUGUAUGUUUAAUAAGUUAAUGUGUUCUCUGGGUAUCAACACGUGACCUUGGCUUUGCUAGCAGCAUGAUCUGCUACUGCAAAUUUACAUGGCAUUUUGUUAUUCACAAAUAUAGCACAAGCAUCUUCCUGAUGGCCGGAAUUAGACUUCUCAAGUCAUGACAUUCAAUUAAAUCCCACACCCUUUCUUGUAAUCCCAAAGCAUUGAAAGGUGCAUCUUCACUUUGUUAGUCAGCUGUGGUCGGAACAUUCCACAAAGUUUUGACAAAUUUUCCAUCUAAACUUGCGUGACUGGAACCUCAGGUCUUGACUGUGUGAUUUGAACUUUAAAAGGAUGGUCCACCCAAAACUGAAAAUUCUCUCAUCAGUUACUCACUUGUUCCAUACCUGUUUGACUUUCUUUAUUGUGUUAAACACAAAAGAAAACAUUAUUAUGAAAGCUGGAAACCUGUAACCAUUGACUUCCAUAGUAUUUGUUUGUGAAAAUACAGAAGGAAGGGGUUUCCUUAGUGUUCAACAGAAGAAAGAAACUCAGUCCUACUUUAUAUUAAGUGUUCUGAACUACUAUGUACUUGCAUCAAUAAAAUAAAUACAAUGUACUUACUAUGUUCAUAAUGUAUUUGAGAACACUUGUGGUGCUCUUGAGUUGGGAUAGGGGUAGGGUUAUGGACAGAUUUGGUGGUGUGGGUAGGUUAAAGGUGGGUUAAGGAGUUUCCUCUGGGUGCUCCGGUUUCCUCCGGGUGCUCCAGUUUCCCUCACAGUCCAAUAACAUGAGGUACAGGUGAAUUGGGUAGGCUAAAUUGUCCGUAGUGUAUGAGUGUGAAUAGCCGCGUUUCCACUAUCGUGCCUAAAGCGAGCGAGCCAGGGCGAGCCAAGGCCAGUUGCGUUUCCACUAUCACUUCCGGGGCGUAAUCGGGCCAAAGCGGGGCUUCCUUGGGGUCAGCGUCCGGCCUUUUUCGGCCCGCCGAAUACCUUGGGCCAAGGAGGGCCAACUGGGGCUUCGGGGCGGGGUUACGUACAAAGGCGGAGUUUUCCUGUCAGGUAAAGAGGAGACAAGAUGCUUUCUUGCCUUACAUUUGUUUUGCUAUCGCGCUUGAUCAACUCACUCGCCUUGCAGCCAAAAUCUGUGUUCGAAGUAAAUGCCGCCGAACUCGAAUGUCCUUAUCCAGGGAUCACUGUCUGGCCUUACACCAACAGACCACAAACAGUAAAAAAGCAAUCGCUUCGGUGUUCUCCAUCUUCCAGCUCUCGUAGUGAUGCCAGGUUGUGUUUGUGGUUAUAAUUUGAGUUUUUUGUUCCCGCUGAAGUGGGCGGGUUGUGUGACGUUUGAUUCGGGGGACGUUCUGGGGGCGGUGUUUGCGUGACGUGCUGCGAGCAACUAGCCCGACAGUGGAAACGCAACAUGAUUUCGGCCUCAUUUCUCAAACUCCCGGGCUAUUGGCCUGGCCUGGCCCGAUUAAAGCCCUGGCUCGCACUGGCCCGAUAGUGGAAAUGCGGCUAAUGAGUGUGUGGAUGUUUCCCAGAGAUGGGUUGCGGCUAGAAGGGCAUCCGCUGCGUAAAAUGUGCUGGAUGGGUUGGCGGUUCAUUCCGCUGUGGCGACCCCGGAUUAAUAAAGGGACUAAGCCGAAAAGAAAAUGAAUGAAUGAAUUACAUACAGGUGUUUAAUCAAUCAUAAUUACACAGUAAGUACAUUGUAACGAAUUAUUAAUUUCGGCCACAUAUUAGUUAAGGCCACUUAAUAUAAAGUGGGACCAGAAACUCAUAAAGGUUUUACUACUUGAGGAAGCAUAAACAGUAAAUAAAUUUUCAUUUUUGGGUGAACUAUCCUAUUAAAUAGAUGAACAUGAGCAAAAUAAGCAAGUGAACAUGGAAAACUAUUUAAAUAUUUGAUAAACUAAUACAAUUCUAUGUCUUUUGAUUAAUAGGAGAAUUAAAGUGCCAUAUCGUUUAAGAAAAUGAGUGUAUGUGCACUAAUACCACUUUAAAAUCCUGAAGUAACAUAAAGCAACCUGUGAAAUAUAGCAGGGGUAUGAAUAAAGCAUCCUUAGAUUCAUUCUGACAUAAUUUUAUUUGUAUACUUUUUAUUUAGCAUACGUUAUCAUUCCUCCCCCUGGGUGAUGUUACCUUUUACAGUCAUAAUCAACGUAGUUCGAAUGCCGGCACAGUUCAGGAAGCUUGAUUAACUGGUUAGUUUGUCUAUCGACUUAUUGUAGUUUAAAAGCAAGUUAUGUCUUAGUUUAGGAAAUUCACCUCAAACUGGCCUCAAGUGCAAGUUUGCAAGUGAGAUGUAAGAAUUCUUUAGAUUAUAUUUAGAAGUGUGCACGUCGAUUUUUUUGAGUGUUGAGAAUAAAACGUCGCCUUGGAAUUAUAAGGUUCUAUCUGCGUUCUAAAUGAUUUUGAGAUAUUGAACUUGAAAGUUUUUGCAUUCCAUACAGCAAACAAUAUGUGUGUAACAGUUCUCUUUCAUACAUUAACAUGACAGAGACCCUAAAUGUACUCUAAAUGUAAAUAAUCAAAGUUCUAUUAAAUUUGCAAAUCGGGUUAAAAAAACAGGGCAAAUGCAGAUAGAAUCUUUUAAUUCUGAAAAGUCACUUUCUGCUUGGAAUUAUAAGGUUGUAUCUGGCAAAUCAGUAAUCGAAGCAUUACUUUUCAGGAAAUACAAUCAGUCUGCUUAUUAAUUUAAUUAAAAAAUAAUAAAAUUGGUGUUGUAACAAAA